Molecule: messenger RNA, 3411 nt
Organism: Cynara cardunculus var. scolymus (artichoke)
Lineage: Eukaryota; Viridiplantae; Streptophyta; Magnoliopsida; Asterales; Asteraceae
Product: probable LRR receptor-like serine/threonine-protein kinase At1g74360
Exons: 2
Coding region: 55-3291 (1078 amino acids)
Biological process (GO): protein phosphorylation
Molecular function (GO): protein kinase activity; ATP binding; protein binding
Source: RefSeq, a predicted model, not a curated record
GCAUUAAAGAAGAAGCAGAAGAAGAAGAAUCAUCAAAAGCAUGUUAUAGUCGCCAUGUCAGCCGACCGGAUUGCAUUCAUCAUCUUCUUCAUUUUAUUCACAGGAAAGGAUGCAAUUGGAGAUUCAUUAGAAUCCGACAAGCAAGUACUCCUCAAUCUCAAGUCAUUUCUCGAGCAAAAGAACACAGUGAAUCAAGGAAAUUAUAAGAAAUGGGACCGCCAAGCACCGACGCCCUGCAUGUGGCCGGGAAUUUCUUGUUCCGGCGACCGAGUGACUGAGAUCAGACUCCCUGAAAACAGCAUCGCCGGAAAUUUAUUUGGGAAUUUCUCGGCCUUGACGCAGCUUGCCUACCUAGACCUCUCAGCAAACACGAUUGAUGGCACCAUUCCAGCCGACUUGGGUGGUUGCCGGAACCUCAAAGUAUUGAACCUGUCGCACAAUAUUAUCGACGGUCAGUUCAAUUUCACCGGACUCGAUAAUCUGCAAAUUCUUGAUUUAUCAGUCAACAGGCUAUCAGGCGACAUCAUGAUGAGUUUCCCCAGGAUUUGCAACAGUUUGGUGGUUGCCAAUCUCUCUACCAAUAAUUUCACCGGAGAAAUUAGUUCAAUGGAUGGAUGCUCCAAGUUGGAAUACGUCGAUUUGAGUUCGAAUUUCUUCACGGGAAACUUGUGGUUUGGAUUCCAUAGGUUUAAGGAGUUUUCAGUGUCGGAAAACAAUUUAAACGACAGCCUGCCGGCCUGGAUUUUCCCGGAAAAUUGCACUUUAGAGGCGCUGGACCUCUCCGAAAACACAUUUUCCGGCGGAAUCCCGAAAGAGAUUUCCAACUGUAAGAACUUAACCAUCUUGGACCUCUCUGGGAACCAUUUUUCUGAUAAGAUUCCGACAGAGCUUGGAUUGCUUACAAAACUGGAGCAACUAUUCUUGGGUAACAACUCCAUUUCUAGAGAAAUUCCAGAAUCUUUACUGGGAUUGAGGAUCUUGAAAUACUUGGAUCUUAGUCGGAAUAAUUUUGGAGGAGAUAUACAAGAGAUUUUUGGGCGAUUUACCCAAGUGAAAAAUCUUCUCCUUCAUGCAAAUGGAUACACCGGCGGAUUGAAUUCAUCGGGAAUACUUCGGUUGCAGAACGUUUCACGAUUAGACUUGAGUUUCAACAAUCUGUCAGGUCCAUUACCACCAGAAAUAUCUCAGAUGUCAAGUUUGAAGUAUCUGAUUCUUGCUCACAACCAUUUCUCCGGCAGGAUUCCAUCUGAAUUUGGAAAUUUACGAGGACUUCAAGCUCUCGAUCUUUCAAUUAAUGAUUUAAAUGGGUCAAUCCCUCAAAGUUUGGGACGAUUAAGCUCCCUAUUGUGGUUGAUGCUUGCCAACAAUUCCUUAUCGGGUCAAAUACCACCUCAGUUAGGGAAUUGUAGCAGCUUGUUGUGGUUAAAUCUUGCAAACAAUCAACUUUCCGGUCAAAUUUCGCCGGAGUUAGCUAAUAUCGGCAGGAACGCCGCACCCACUUUUCUAUUUAAUAGAGAAAACAACCCGAUGGCAGGCUCCGGUGAGUGCUCGGCGAUGAGAAGAUGGAUACCUGCAAAUUAUCCACCUUUCAGUUUUGUUUACACACUUCUUAACAGAAAGAAAUGUAGAAGCUUAUGGGACACAAUUCUCAAAGGACAUGGAAUUUUUCAAGUUUGCCUCCCGGGAUCCAACAUUCGAACACGACAGAUAUCAGGUUAUAUUCAACUCAGUGGAAACCGAUUAUCCGGCCAGAUACCGCCGGAAAUCGGAAAAAUGGAUAAUUUCACGAUGGUGCAUUUGGGGGAUAACGAAUUUUCUGGGACGCUUCCGGCCGAGAUUGGGGGAAUGCCGCUUGUCGUGUUGAAUAUUUCUCGUAACAAUUUCUCAGGCCGAAUUCCGAUACAGCUUGGGUAUCUCAAGUGUUUGAGAAAUCUUGAUUUGUCAUACAACAAUUUUUCCGGUACGUUUCCGACCAACUUGAACAAUUUGACCGAUUUGAGCAAGUUCAAUGUUUCCUACAACCCGUAUAUUUCCGGCGUGAUUCCGGCGAUUGGCCAGUUGGCUACCUUUGAGAAAGCGUCAUUCCUUGGAGACCCGUUGUUAAGUCUUCCCUCAUUUAUAGAUAAUUCAACAAACAGCUCAACUGCAAACGGUGGUCGCAGAUCACAACCACCCAGAAAAUGGAGUGCAGUUUUGGUGUUCAUGUUUCUACUGCUAGCUUUCACGGUGUUCGGAGUGAUGACAAUCCUAAUCUGUUUUGUGAUCAAGAGCCCUGUAGAUCAACCUCCAUAUCUGAUGAACCAAAUAAAGUCCGGAAAAGACUUCACAUUGAAUUCCGGCUGCUCGUCACCAUGGUCAUCUGAAACCGUAAAAGUAAUCCGUUUGGACAAAACGGCAUUCACGCAUGCCGACAUCUUGAAAGCCACCGGGAACUUUGCGAACGAAAGAAUCAUUGGGAGGGGUGGUUUCGGAACGGUUUACCGAGGUUUAUUGCCGGAUGGAAGAGAAGUUGCGAUCAAGAAGAAAUUAAGAGAAGGUAUAGAGGGUGAACGAGAGUUUCGAGCCGAAAUGGAGGUGCUCACUAGAAAUGGGUUUGGCUGGCCACACCCGAACCUGGUGACGUUGUACGGUUGGUGCUUGUAUGGGUCGGAAAAACUAUUGGUAUACGAGUAUAUGGAAGGCGGGACUUUAGAAGAUGUGAUUCCCGAUCGAAGCGGGUUCAAUUGGAAGCGACGGAUUGACGUUGCGAUCGAUGUAGCCCACGCUUUGGUGUUCCUACACCACGAGUGUUAUCCGGCCAUCGUUCAUCGAGACGUGAAAGCCAACAACGUGUUGUUGGACAAAAACGGGAAGGCUCGGGUCACUGAUUUCGGGCUGGCGAGAGUGGUGGAUGUCGGGGAUAGCCACGUCAGCACGAUGGUGGCGGGAACGAUCGGGUACGUGGCACCGGAGUACGGGCAAACAUGGAAAGCGACCACAAAAGGCGACGUUUACAGUUAUGGAGUGUUGGUGAUGGAGCUAGCAACAGGGAGGCGGGCGGUGGAUGGCGGAGAGGAGUGUCUAGUGGAGUGGUCGAGAAAGGUGGAUUCAAUGAUCCCGGUAUCGUUGCUGGCGACAGCAGGGGCGGCGGAAGGGGCGGUGGAAAUGUGCGAAUUGCUUCGGAUCGGGAUAAGGUGUACGGCGGAGGCACCUCAAUUCCGGCCAAAUAUGAAGGAGGUGUUAGAUAUGUUGGUGCGGAUUCUGGCCAAUCGCAAGGAUUUUAGCUAUGGCUCUUUUAUACCCUCCUCCUGAGUCCUAAUCCUAAUGUGAAUGUAAAUUUGUUAUAUUAUUCUUCAUAAAUAUAUGAUUUGAUGUUAGAUAGCCAUUUGACGUUUCUUUUUGGUCCUCUUGUAAACAUGAUUUUGAUCCAUC